AUGCUGCCACAGGAAGUGGCUUUGGCACGCCACCGCUCACUCCACGCCUCGUCUCCUGACCCUGCCAAUGUCGCUCCCUUCUAUGCUACUGGUCCCCCUCCAGAACCACCACAGCCAGCAGUAGAACACCCAUAUGCCAAAGCGGAGAGGAGGCGGAAGCAGGCUGAGCUGCUGCGCAAUGCAAAGGAGAUCCGGAAUGAAAUCAGGGCUGGGAAGAACAAAACACCAUUGAGGAAGCGAUUCUGGAAGGAUGUUCAUGUGAAGGAAGUGGAUGGUGUCUACCAAAUCUACUUGGACGCCCGCCCCCUCCGACACCCAGAAACCAAAGAAAUAGUCAAUAUCCCUCUCACCAAGCCCCUCCUUGCCUACGCCCUCGCCUUGGAAUGGGAUCUCCUCACAUCAGCACAGCAGGCGACAAAACAGCACCUGAUCCCCCUUACAUCCCUAACCUGCCGUGCCCUCGACAUAGCAGCCAAUGAUGCUGUGACCUCAUCUGACAGCACAUUCAGCCCCAUACGCACAAGCAUUACAAACAUGGUCCUCAGGUACCUGGACACUGACUCCCUCCUGUGCUGGGCACCGCCCCCCAGAGAACCACAGGCAGAGGGAGAGGGCAGCCUGCGCGAGCUGCAGGAGCGCACUGCUGGGGCUAUCAUAGGCUACCUGAGCACACAUGUCUGGCCUGGAGUAGAAAUUGAGCCUGUCCUAGAUGAGGGGAGCAUCAUGCCCAGAGGCCAGAAGGAGGGUGUCAGAGAGGUCAUCCAGGGCUGGGUGAUGGGCCUUGAUGCAUGGGAACUUGCUGCUCUGGAGAGAGCUGCAUUGGCUGGCAAAGGGCUGCUUGGUGCUGCGAGGCUGCUCGUGGAGUGGAGCGAGGGCGCUGCUGGACAAGUUGGUCGUGAUGUUGCUGCUGCAGAGGGGCUAGGUGCCAGGAGGAAGUUUGACGUGGAAGAGGCUGCAAGGGUAGCAAGCCUCGAGGUGGACUGGCAGACAAGCAAAUGGGGUGAGGUAGAGGAUACUCAUGAUGUGGAAAAGGUUGAUCUACGUCGCCAGCUGGGAAGUGUGGUGUUGCUGGUGUCAGGGACUGGACCAAGAUAGAACUUCACACUGUAGAGAGGCCAACAUGGAGACAUCCAUGCAAGAUACUCCCAGAUCAUG
Cryphonectria parasitica EP155 is the source of this 1155-nucleotide messenger RNA. Its product is annotated as DNA-directed DNA polymerase B. The transcript is spliced from 3 exons. Bases 1 to 1095 code for a protein of 364 amino acids. Gene Ontology annotation, biological process: mitochondrial proton-transporting ATP synthase complex assembly. Gene Ontology annotation, cellular component: mitochondrion. NCBI's taxonomy places the organism in Eukaryota, Fungi, Ascomycota, Sordariomycetes, Diaporthales, Cryphonectriaceae. The record is from RefSeq and is a predicted model, not a curated record.